CACCAGAUCAUGGAAUGCGGGCAGCCCUUCGAAGUGCUGAGUCAGCACUAUAAAGGGCCAGGCAACAUCAGGUCCCACGGCAUACUUGACCCAAACAUCCCAAAUCAAGCUUGUUCCUGGUUGUUCGGAGCUCGUGCGGAUACCAAAGGCUGGCUGUGGUGUGCAUCUCCUACCACUCAUGGGUUUUUGAGCGCCAGAUUCUCAAUAUGAACAAUCUUGACCCGUCUGGUUUGGCAAUAUAAACUCCCGCUUUCAACCCACUGAACGUAUCUCGAGGCGCCACCACCAAUUCUACAACCAUUUACCCGUUGAAUAAAAACAAGAACGAUAUCACGAUCAUAAUGGAUCACAUCGACGCAGCAUAUUCCGAACGGCCAGCUAAAAGGGUUAGACAGGCCUGCGAACCGUGCAGACGAAAAAAGGCCAAAUGUCCUGGCGAGCAGCCGGUCUGCUCAUUGUGUGCUAGACUGCGGCAGGAAUGCAUCUACGCAGAGGAAAGGCGCCGGCCUCCAGCACCAGAGGAUACUGUAAGGCCCCAUCUCGGGGGCCAGUCAUCUCCACAGACCCUGGAGGAUCGAUUGCGAAGUUUGGAAGGAAAGCUAGGAGUGGUCAUUGAUCAUCUAGGCGUCGGCUCCAGAGGAGAACCGCCAGCGGCGAGUGCCGCACAUCUUUCCACUGGCAUGAACACGCCUGGCCCAAGUACAUCUGUGAUUCUACCUCCUUGGGACGAAAUCAUUCCUCUAGCCGAGCUAUACGUGUUGUAUUGCGAGUCACAGCCCCUCCCUUUGUUCCAUACGAGUAGCUUCAUCAGCAGCCUCCAGACAAGAGACAUCGAGGUCAUCUACGCCAUCUUAGCUUUGAGUCUGCGUUUCUCGAACUCACACCGCGAUUCCCGUUCCCUGUCUGAACAGGUCAAUAGCUACGCUGAAGUAGCACGUGGCCUGGUUAUGAAGCGAGUCUCCGAAGGACCAGUCGAGGUUUCGACCCUCCAAUGUCUUUGUCUGUUGAGCCUGGUUGAUUUUACAAAUGGCAAUACGCAUCGUUCCAGCAUCCACAGCAGUCUUGCGAUGAAUCUAGCUCAAUGCGCAAAUCUCGGCCUAGAGCCUCGCGCACCAAUGAGCAACAUACAUCGUGAGGAACGCAGACGUUGUUUUUGGAGCAUAUGCUUGCUGAAACGACUGCACGGUGGCGAGUUCUCAAUCGAUAUCCCCGAAGGAGGAGGCCCAUUCUACCCCCAGAGUCCGACACGACCUGCACGGAUGCUCUCCCCAGGUCCCCUGCCCCCCGACACGCGGAGAAGUGAUAUACAAGACCAGGGAAUUUUAGCCUAUGUCAUUAUGCUGAGCGAGCCCUUCGCACGGACGGGGCGGUAUGUCAGACACCAUGGACGACCAAGCAAGGUGCCCCCUUGGUCUCCGCACUCCGAAUACUCGAAAAUCAUCGCGCUGCAGAUGGACCUGGAGACGAAAAUGCCUCUCAUACAUCGCUUCAAACCGGCGAAUCUCAGUGAUAGAUCCCUGGAGGAGCUACAAGCUCAUCGCGAAUACUGGGGACCCUGGUUUCUAAACCAGUUCAUGUACCACACCAUGCUUUGUCUACUGAACCAUCCACUCCUACUAUCUCUCAGCCUGCGCACGUUCCGCAGCACCAUCCCCGAGAUCUUCCUCCAACAUACCUCCGACUUGAUCUCCUCCCACACCACCUGGAUCAUCCACUUCAUCAACUACUUCGAAGAGAAAUCAUUCUUCGUCUCCGACCCUCUCCUAGGCUACAGCGCCGCCGUCGUAGCCACAAUCGAACUCCAACUCAGUUUCACAGAUGACCCAACAAUCCGCGACCAAAAGCGCGACCGCUUCGCCAAAUGCGUCAACUUCGUCCAAAAAAUCGGUGAACGAUGGCCUCAUAUGUCCCGCCUCGCCCAACGCCUCCAGCACCUCGAAGACGCCGUCUCGGCAACCUACCAAUCCGACGCCAACGCACAAAACCAAAGCCUACUAAUCGACCUCUCCAAAUUCUGGGAAAUCCUCGAGUACUCUUCAAACAGCGACGCAGAUUCCGCCCGCCGGCUCUUCGGUGACUCGCUCUAUGCGGGACCGUCCACUGCGAACCCGGAAGUCUCGCAGACUUCGCCGUUACCUGCGCCAACACGUAUUGGGGAGGAGAAACCGGCGAGUUUCCAGUCGCCCGGUGGUGGCUUUGGGGCUAAUGCUGCGACUGGGUUUGCGGAUUAUUCGGGACAGUCGUUGGUUUCGCCGCAGCAGCUUACGUUGACGAAUGAUGAGUUUUCGAUUUUGGCGACCAACUUUUUCUCGCAGGGGCAGGAGUUCUUGAGGGGUGGAGAUACUUGGACUAAUAUUGGGAAUUUUUAGGCAGUCGAGGUCUCUGAAUGAGAUAUCACGGGAUUCUUCCUGAAUUUACUAUGCUUGGUCUGGUAGAACGAAAUGGAAUCGUACAAUUACUUCAUGGAUAGUUUGCCCGAGAAAUCCUUCAAAUGUAAGACUGGCCAGUAUGCUAUUUUCAUCUAUGGUAUCUCCCAAAUAAGCUCAUAUGAACCCAUCCCCCAUCCAAAACAGCCAGCACCUUCACCCUACUGCGACAAGGCACUCUUAAAGACCUCCACAAAAGUAAACACCUCCUCAAAAGUAUUAUACAACGGCACCGGCGCCACCCGAACAACAUCCGGCUCCCGCUUAUCACAAAUGAUGCCUGCAUCCUGCAGCUUCUGCGCCACAUUAUGCAACAGGCCCGGCUUGAGCAGCACACUCAGCUGUGCACCACGGGCGUGCGGGUCAGAUGGGGUGAUGAUUGUGAACUGGCGGUCUGCAUCCGUGCUGUCCUUGAGGAGGAGAUACUCGAGGUAGGCGGUUAGUUUAAAUGAUUUUUGACGGAGCUGUGUCAUGCUGGUUUUGUCAAAGACGGAGAGGGCAGCGCAGAGGGUUGUUAGGUCGAUUACGGAAGGGUUGGAAAUGACAUAGCCGUUCGCGCCGGGGAUGGGUUUGAA
Messenger RNA from Penicillium brasilianum, 3001 nucleotides. Lineage: Eukaryota; Fungi; Ascomycota; Eurotiomycetes; Eurotiales; Aspergillaceae. The record is from the annotation of a GenBank genome assembly.